AUGGGCAACGAAUCGUCAAUUGAGGUGGAUGAAUCCACAGUCCCUUUGGUGCUUGAGGCGCGCAACAUCGAGGCUCUGGCCAAAUAUGUUAAACAGCACAAUGUGAACAAAGUUGUGGUGAUGGUGGGAGCGGGCAUCAGCACUUCGGCGGGCAUUCCAGACUUUCGCUCACCUGAUACAGGAAUCUACGCCAACCUGGCAAAGCUAGACCUGCCAGAGCCCGAAGCAGUCUUUGAUAUUGGUUUCUUCCGCAGCAACCCCAAACCUUUCUAUGCGCUGGCGCACGAGUUGUACCCCGGACGCUAUCGCCCAACCAUCGUGCACUCGUUCAUCAAACUUCUUUACAACAAAGGGAUGCUCUUGAAGCAUUUUACUCAAAACAUUGACUGCCUUGAGCGCCAGGCAGGUGUGCCAGGUGAGAAGAUCGUCGAGGCCCAUGGCAGUUUUGCGUCACAGCGCUGCAUUGAAUGCAAGGAGACCUUCCCAGACGAGGAGAUGCACCAGCUGGUAGCCAAGUGCGAAGUACCCCACUGCUACAAGUGCAAUGGUCUGGUUAAGCCGGACAUUGUGUUCUUCGGCGAAUCUCUACCCUCGGAAUUCUUUGAAAGCCGCUCUCUUCCAGAAGAGGCCGAUCUUUGCAUUGUCAUGGGAACUAGUCUGUCCGUUCAGCCAUUUGCUAGUCUUCCUUCGAUGGUUAGUGAGGGUGUGCCUCGCUUGCUCAUCAAUAUGGAGCGUGUCGGUGGCCUUGGAUCCCGGAGCGAUGAUGUGUUGUUGAUUGGAGACUGUGAUGCUGGAGUGCGCAAGUUUGCAAAGGCUAUGGGAUGGGAUGAGGAAUUGGAGGCACUGUGGGAGGAAACUAACCCCGACCCGCAACAAAGGGCGGAGGAGAAUGCCCCGCUACAGACCCGCGACGAACGACUACAUGACGAAGUGGACCGACUAACGGAGGAGGUCGAUCGAACUCUGGGGUUGACAGAUGCGUAUCAGAAUAAAGUACGGGAAAAGCUGGAGUCACACGAGAAGGCACACCGCCAGUCUGGAGAUCUCGACCAUGUUUUCCCCCAUUUGGCGCGGUCCAUGCACGAACUGCCCCAGAACUUGUUGGGGCCAAUUCAGGACUUCGAGAAGGCUUUCACAGUGGAUCGUUCCAAGCUUAAGGAAAUCGUGAACCACUUCGUCAAGGAGCUCGAGAAAGGCCUAAGCGUUGAGGGCGGCAACAUUCCCAUGAACGUCACCUGGGUCCUGGACUUCCCUGAUGGCAACGAGCAGGGAACCUACCUGGCCCUCGAUAUGGGCGGCACCAACCUACGUGUUUGCGAAAUUACCUUGACCGAGGAGAAGAGCGCUUUCGAUAUCACACAAUCUAAAUAUAAAAUGCCCGAAGAGCUGCGAACUGGAACCGCCGAGGAGUUGUGGGAGUAUAUCGCCGACUGCUUGCAGCAGUUCGUUGAGACCCACCACGAGGACAAAAACCUCGCCAAGCUGCCUCUCGGUUUCACUUUCUCCUACCCCGCCACUCAGGAAUAUAUCGAUCACGGUAUUCUGCAGCGCUGGACCAAGGGCUUUGACAUUGAUGGUGUCGAGGGUAAGGAUGUUGUUCCCCCUCUGGAGGAGAUCCUGAAGAAGCGGGGCCUCCCCAUUAAAGUUGCAGCCCUUAUUAACGACACCACCGGUACUCUCAUUGCUUCUUCUUAUACCGACACCGAGAUGAAGAUCGGCUGUAUCUUCGGUACCGGCGUCAACGCUGCAUACAUGGAGAACGCAGGCUCCGUACCCAAGCUUGCCCACAUGAACCUGCCUCCCGACAUGCCCGUCGCCAUUAACUGCGAGUACGGAGCUUUCGACAAUGAGCACGUGGUACUUCCUCUCACCAAAUAUGAUGACAUCAUCGACCGCGACUCUCCCCGCCCCGGCCAGCAAGCUUUCGAGAAGAUGACUGCUGGCCUGUAUCUUGGCGAGAUCUUCCGUCUCGCACUAAUUGAUCUGAUCGACAACAAGCCCGGUCUCAUCUUCAACGGCCAGGAUGUCUCCAAGCUGCGCAAGCCCUACUUGCUCGAUGCUUCCUUCCUCGCCAAUAUCGAAGAGGACCCAUAUGAGAACCUCACAGAGACAUUGGAGCUCUUUGAACGCACACUGGGAAUCCGCCCCACCCAGCCAGAGCUAGAGCUAGUUCGCCGUCUCGCCGAGCUGAUCGGUACCCGUGCCGCUCGUUUGUCCGCCUGCGGAGUCGCUGCCAUCUGUACCAAGAAGAACAUCGACUCCUGCCACGUCGGUGCUGACGGCUCCGUCUUCACCAAGUACCCCCACUUCAAGGCGCGCGGUGCCCAGGCCCUGCGCGAGAUCCUCGACUGGGCCCCUACCGAGAAGGACAAGGUCACCAUCAUGGCUGCCGAGGAUGGUUCCGGUGUUGGUGCCGCCGUUAUUGCCGCCCUUACCCUCAAGCGUAUUAAGGCUGGUAACCUUGUUGGUGUCCGCAAUAUGGCUGACAUGAAGACCCUACUUUGA
Messenger RNA from Penicillium griseofulvum, 2505 nucleotides. Its product is annotated as Sirtuin family. Gene Ontology annotation, cellular component: mitochondrion; cytosol. The transcript is spliced from 6 exons. NCBI's taxonomy places the organism in Eukaryota, Fungi, Ascomycota, Eurotiomycetes, Eurotiales, Aspergillaceae. Gene Ontology annotation, biological process: intracellular glucose homeostasis; glycolytic process; glucose 6-phosphate metabolic process. Bases 1 to 2505 code for a protein of 834 amino acids. The record is from RefSeq and is a predicted model, not a curated record. Gene Ontology annotation, molecular function: D-glucose binding; mannokinase activity; ATP binding.